Amphiprion ocellaris (clown anemonefish) is the source of this 2224-nucleotide messenger RNA. It is a transcript of the gene vsx1, whose product is annotated as visual system homeobox 1 homolog, chx10-like. Gene Ontology annotation, molecular function: transcription cis-regulatory region binding; DNA-binding transcription factor activity, RNA polymerase II-specific. Bases 33 to 1145 code for a protein of 370 amino acids. Lineage: Eukaryota; Metazoa; Chordata; Actinopteri; Pomacentridae. Gene Ontology annotation, biological process: regulation of DNA-templated transcription. Gene Ontology annotation, cellular component: nucleus. The record is from RefSeq and is a predicted model, not a curated record. The transcript is spliced from 5 exons.
GCGGCUCCAUGUGUCCACCUUCCCCCUGACUGAUGAUGACCGGCCGGGAGGACCUUGGAGAGGAGAAGCCAAGAGUGAAGAUGCUUUCCCCGGGCUUUGGGAUUGAUAAGUCCCGGCUGCACGGCUCCGGGUUCCGCUCCAAAGGCUUCGCCAUCACGGACCUGCUGGGCCUGGAGUCGGACCUGCAGGCCCGGCAGCAGCCCGGCGGGGGCCCCGUGUCGGGCCUGUCUGCGGCGGGCUCCGGGCCCGUGGCGGAGCCGCAGGGGCCAGGCGGCGGGCUGGGCGGCUUCUCCUUCCCGGGAGGGUCGCUGCCGCUCGGCCUCGGCUUCCUGUGCAGCCUCGCGGCGCAGCAGCCCGCCGGAGCUCCGUGCUUCCUGCCGGGACACCUGCCGCUGCUGCAGGCCCGGGCCGACAGCCACUACCUGCAGAACCUGGAGGCCCAGAGGGACGCCUACUCCGAUGAAGAGUGUCUGUCGGACAGAAAUGACUCUAAAAGUUCUGGAAACUCUCAGAAGAGGAAGAAGCGGAGACACCGGACGGUGUUCACGUCCCACCAGCUGGAGGAACUGGAGAAAGCGUUCCAUGAAGCUCAUUAUCCAGAUGUUUACGCCCGAGAGAUGCUGGCCAUGAAGACAGAGCUGCCCGAGGACAGGAUACAGGUGUGGUUCCAAAACCGCAGGGCCAAGUGGAGGAAGCGUGAGAAGUGCUGGGGCCGCAGCAGCGUGAUGGCGGAAUACGGUCUGUACGGAGCCAUGGUCCGCCACUCCAUCCCCCUCCCAGAGUCCAUCCUCAACUCAGCCAAGAACGGCAUGAUGGGAAGCUGUGCCCCCUGGCUGCUCGGUGAGCCGCAUGCACGGAUGCACAAGAAGUCUCUGGAAAUGUCCAAGAAGUGUUCGAGUCCUCCGGCGUCUGACUGCACUCGCUCUGACUCGUUCUGUGACGCCUCGGAGCGGCACAGCGGCGGUGAGGCCCGGGAGGAGGAGGAGCUGCUGGAGGAGGAGGAGAUGGAGGAGGAGGUGGAGGAGGAGGUGGCCAUUGACCUAUCCAGCUCCUCCAAACAGCAGCAGCAGCAGGAGGAGGGCAGGGCCUCGGCAAGGACCGCCUCCUCUCCACGACGACAGAGUGGCAGCGAAUCAGACAGCUGAAGGUGGGAGGAGCCUGAUGCUGUCUGAGUGAGGACAGUGGUCUGGAAGCACUGACAUUUGAUUGGCUCUUCUCUCAGGGAGCACAGCCAAUGAACAAACAGCUGUUACAUCACUUAUUACUAUGCAAAGUUUUCCUAUGAUUACAUAGACUGAUAUUAUCAUGCGAACAGCAUGUAGAGAAAAUAUAUUAUCAUGCUAACACCUUUAGCACAUACAUGAUCAGAGCUUUCAUACUCAAACAUUAACUUCAUAACAGUGUAGUUUACCUUCCUCUGCCUGGGUGGCGCUGUUGUGCCAAGUUGUUGCCUACCUUUAAAUUAAAAUGCUUCAGUGCUUAUGGAUGCUACCAUGCUAAAUAUAUACCAUCAUGCUAACAAUAUAGGAAUACUGCUAAUAAAUGUUAGCAGGCCAAAGUGGGAGUUAUUUACCACGUUAACAUUUGCACUAUGCUAACAUUCAAAAACUAUGCUACAAUAUAAGCUAGUAGCCAAUAUAUUGCUACCCAUAAUAUAUUUUUAGCUAACAUGCUAAGAGCUAUAGACUAAUGAAUGCUACUAAAUUAGCGUAACAGCUAUUUACUACUUGGGCAAAACAAGAUGUUUAGCAUGCUAAUACAUGUCCGAAUGCUAAUGGUGUGUUAGCUUUGUUAGUUUUCUAACACACAAGUACAUUCCAGCUGAUUGAAACCGGUGACACACGUGUUUUUUAUGUUUUGAGUUGCUCCUGAAUGAUGGAGCAGUUUGAUUGUGCUAGCUGUGCUCCCAGGAUGCUAAGGAUGCUAACAGCUAGCUGUGCUCCCAGGAUGCUAAGGAUGCUAACAGCGCUGAUGUAAAUGAUGUCUCUGUCUGUGUUUAUUGUAUUGUAACGAGAGUUCGUUUUAUAUCUACGUUGUUUUUUUUAAAAAGAGGCUAUUUAAUAUUUAUUCCUGUUGGUUUCUGUGUGUUUUAUAGUUGGACUGAGCAGCUUGUCCGUGGAUGAAUGUAAUUUUAAUGUAAUAUUUAAAAAUGCUACUUAUUAUUGUCAUUAUUAUAAUAUGUAUGUACAGCAGGACAUUCUGCAGUAAAAACGUAUUUUUGGAA